UCUAUUAUAGAGAAUUGCUCUCUUCUAUUCAUAAUCUUGAUUCACAAUAAAGAUGUUUUUGAUAAACUUCUCGAAGGGAAUGAUAGUCUGAUAGGCUACCAUUUUGGUAUUGGAGUAGUUGCUUGAGCCAACAUUGGUUGUUAUUAAUGGAAGACCGAAAAACUCUUGUUGACACAGAUUACAAGAAGGUGCUUUGCAAGUUGGGCACAUUACUCAACAACACUAACUUAUUUAUAAACAGAUAUAAUUUAUAAGGCCAACAGCUCGUUUGAAAACCUCGUUUACCUGUCUCUUAGAAUCCCUUUACAUUGUUAAAAACAAAUACAGAUGCAAACGUGACUCGAUAUUUGAACCCAUGAUCUUGAAAAAGAGAUGGGAUGGUGUAACCACACCAUUUUUUACCUCAUCUCUGGAAUCUUUGCUAGGGAGAAAAAGUGGCUAUCAUUUCCAACCUGAAGGUGAUUAAUAAUUAUGUUGUCAACCUACAUGGACUAGUACUGGAACCUUGCUAUUGCAAGUCAACUUUUAUUGAAGCAAAUUUAUCUCGAUGUUGGAAGCUACUGGAUGCGAAAAUCUCUCUCAGCCAACUACCUCAAGUAUAGUUGCUAGGGAAAGGAUUGCUUCAUCUUCAGCUGAUUCAGUGUGUGCAUUCACUGCUCGUUUUAACCAGAAGUUGGAACAAAAAACAGAACGGAAUAAUAGUGCCUUUGGUGAAGAGCUUUCGAUUUUGGGACACUGUGAUAAUCGGAGACAAAGAUCUAAUGGCAAGUUAUCACCAAAAGUAAAACAGAAGGGUCAAACAUCAUCCAGACAGCAGCCAUUCAAAUGUGUCAACAGUCUUUCUACUGAUGUACAUCAAAAAGUUUCUUCAGUUGCUGCCCAAAGUAGUAAACGUUCCGAUCAUAUUGAUUUUCAUGUCAGUGAAUGGCAGCCUGAGUGUUUUGGGAAGAAGGAUGAUUCUGAAGUUCAGCAUUCAGAUACUCCGAUGCCUCAAAAGCGGCAGACCAUUGUAGUUGUUGAUGAGGAGGAAGCUUUAGCAAUGAAAAUACCCAAACACGAUGACAAAUGCAUGAAAGAGGCCAAAAUCUACUACCCGUCGAGGGAUGAUCCAGAAUCCGUUGAAAUUUGUUUUGAGGACAUUAAGUGUCUUGAUCCAGAGGGUUAUUUGACUUCAACGAUCAUGAACUUUUAUAUUCGGUAUUUACAACAACGAGCACUUCCCGCAAAUAAGGUGACAUGCAAUUAUCACUUUUUCAAUACCUAUUUUUAUGAAAAGCUAAAGGAGGCUGUGUCAAACAAGGGGAAGGACAGAGAUAAUUUUUUUGUCAAGUUCAGAAGGUGGUGGAAAGGCGUUAAUAUAUUUCAGAAAGCAUAUAUACUGAUUCCAAUCCACGAGGAUCUCCACUGGAGUUUGGUGAUUAUAUGUUUUCCACAGAAGGAUGAUGAAUCGAGACCCAUUAUACUUCAUUUGGAUUCACUAAGACUACACUCUAGCAGAUCAAUUUUUGAUAACAUUAAAAGUUUUGUAAAAGAGGAAUGGUGCUACUUGGAUCGAGAAGUUGCUGAUUCAGAUCUUCCAAUGCCGUAUAGACUAUGGAAAAACAUCUCUCGAAGAAUUGAAGAGAAAAUAAUCGAGGUUCCUCAGCAAAAGAACGAUUGUGAUUGUGGUCUCUUCGUUCUAUACUUCAUAGAGCGCUUCAUCGAAGAGGCUCCUGAUAGGCUAAAAAGGAAGGACUUAGAUAUGUUUGGCAAGCGGUGGUUCAAACCCCAAGAAGCUUCCAGCUUGAGGACGAAGAUAAGAUGUUUGCUUAAAGUAGAGUUCCAAAAUGAGAAAAAGCGAUGUCUGCCAGAUCCUGUGGGGAGCUCUUCCUCCGACCACGCUCCAAAACAAUGAAUUGGCAGGUUUUUUGUAUGGUUCAAGAAAUAGUUCACUUGGGAUUGGGCUAUACCAUCCUCUAUUGUCCUUGGCUAGUGAAGUUAAAGCAAUCACCCUGUUGCCGUCCUAUCAACCAACCGAUUUUAGGUAUGAUUUUUUUUUCAACAAAUUCAGAAAUGUAAAGCCUCACAAGUGUCUGCAAUAAGUUGAAAUUACAUGGUGGGUUGUUAGGGUCACAUCAUAACACUAAGAAAUCAAAUUAGACGAGCUAAAAAAAGCUCAUCACUUGAUUUGAUUUCUAAGGACGUGAGGAACAAACCCAAAGGUUAGGCGUAUAGUGGACUUGGAGUAAAUCUGUUCAUAGGAUAUUGUUAGUUAGACUGCUCCCAGUCCGAGCCUUCUUGGAUGAUAUGCCUGUUAAACAUAUUUUUAUCCAGUAAAAAGUGCUGUUGGUUAAAUGGAAUGUACACAACCUUUGUCCUUGAACUUAUGAAAGGAUUAAAAUAAUUUCUUGCAUUUAAAA
Molecule: messenger RNA, 2399 nt
Organism: Cucumis melo (muskmelon)
Lineage: Eukaryota; Viridiplantae; Streptophyta; Magnoliopsida; Cucurbitales; Cucurbitaceae
Product: ubiquitin-like-specific protease 1D
Exons: 14
Coding region: 548-1894 (448 amino acids)
Biological process (GO): proteolysis
Molecular function (GO): cysteine-type peptidase activity
Source: RefSeq, a predicted model, not a curated record